AUAUCAUAUUUUUACUAUUUUCGUUUCUCAGAACUCAUUUAAUAUCAUUAAUAUACUGUAAGGAGCCAUGUGUAUAGAAUGUGUUUUUAUUUAGAAAUAAAUCAAGAUGGCGAUCAAAUGUACUUAUUGGCUGAUAUUAAUAGUUCUGUCAUUUUGCAGUGAAGCUGGCGCCCUUCAAUGCUACCAAUGCCUGGAUGUGUCGAACUUUGGCAAUUCAAGAAGCACAGGACAUGUCGAUCCAUAUUGUGAAUCUAUAUCCAAAUUUCACACCGCCACAAAAACAUGCCAGCCCGGGGAGGUUUGCGGAUAUGUAAAGGGAAAAUUGGACGUGACGCGUACGGAGAAUUUGCUUGUUACGAAAACUGAAUCCCCUGUCACUCUCCACAUCCGAGAUUGUAUAGCUGUAGCAUUUGAUACAAGUAUGGGGUGCUACAGGAAUCAAUACUACACAGAUGUUCUAAACGGAUCUCUGUCAAUUAGACACAGUCUUCAGAAAAUGACAUUUGAUGGAGAUGUAUGUUUAUGUAAAAAGAAUAACUGUAAAGGCUGUGGCUCUCAGUCAGUUGAAAUAUUUGGUGUCUGUUUUCCAACCUGGGCAUUGGGGGCUAUUGGAGUAGUAGUUGGACUUCUUAUCAUUCUUUGUUGUUGUUGUUGUUAGCUAUUGCUACUGCCGCCGUAAGAGAAGACAACCAGACCAAGAACCAAUCGUGAUACAGACGCCUGAAGCAGAUGCGCCAGAAAGUAACAGCGUUUCAGAUGAAUUACCACAACAAGGAUUUAAAAAUCCAAUGAUUGUAUGAAAUCAGACGUGGGUUGCGGGUGGGAUAAACGUAUAACCUUGCUCAAAUGGACUGCAAUUGUAGAAAUCAUUUUAAAAUCUUAAACUCCGAAUCGAUUAUAUUGUCCCUGAGAUGUAUGUGUACUGGUG
This is a messenger RNA of Owenia fusiformis, 928 nucleotides long. The record is from the annotation of a GenBank genome assembly. Lineage: Eukaryota; Metazoa; Annelida; Polychaeta; Sabellida; Oweniidae.